This is a messenger RNA of Bufo gargarizans (Asiatic toad), 1161 nucleotides long. RefSeq names its product potassium channel tetramerization domain containing 14 (gene KCTD14). NCBI's taxonomy places the organism in Eukaryota, Metazoa, Chordata, Amphibia, Anura, Bufonidae. Gene Ontology annotation, biological process: protein homooligomerization. The coding region runs from base 97 to 825 and encodes 242 amino acids. Gene Ontology annotation, molecular function: protein binding. The transcript is spliced from 2 exons. The record is from RefSeq and is a predicted model, not a curated record.
CUUUCCACCUGUCACGCAGGGAGGGCUCCGGGGAAAAAAGAAAAAUCACUCCGGGCCCCAGACAGCCACAGAGCCAGGGGCCACAGCGCAGCCGACAUGAGCGUCAUCGAGCACAGGGGCACGGGCAAGCAGGUCACCAGCCCCCUGCAGAGCAUGUCUCCCGUGGUGCAGUUGAAUAUCGGUGGUGAUAUCUAUACGACGACUAUUGGGACGCUGAAGAAGUAUCAAGGGUCCAGGCUUUUUGAGAUGUUCAGUGGGCAGCCCAAGCUCCGCACGGACUCAGAGGGGAGGUACUUUAUUGACAGGGAGGGGAAAUAUUUCCGCUACAUCCUGGAGUACCUCCGUUCCGGCCAAGUGCCCACUCAGUACAUCCAGGAAGUCUACAAGGAGGCCUUGUUCUAUGAAAUUGAGUCAUUGGUGAAGAAGUUGGAAGAGAAUCCAGAAAUCUUUGGGGAACAGGUCGGCAGAAAGCAAUUCCUCGCACGAGUUCCCAACUACAGCGAGAAUAUCGAGGUGAUGAUCCGAAUCGCCAGGGCGGAGGUGGUGGCCUCUCGCUACUCCAAUGUCAUUGUUUGCAUUGUGAGGACCGAGGACGACGCCUCCAAGUGUCAUGACGCCCUGAACACUCUCGACAUGGACAAGGAGUCUGUGGUCAAGUUUGGACCGUGGAAGGCAUCUCCGGGAAUCUCAGACCUGCUUGAUUGUAUCAAAGUGGACAUUGAGGACAAAGGCUACAAAGUAUCGUACUCUCCUCACGUGGCCGAUAAAGUGUUCAGAUUCAAAUCCUAUGACUUUUUCUACAAGUUUAUAUUCACAUGGUGGUAAAAAAAAAAUACAAUGAAGUCUUUAGCACUGAUGAUCAUAACUAUAUCCAACAGUGAGGCAGCACGGGUGACUUCUAUGGGGCCCCUGGUGGGAGGGGAACCAGCACUGAACUGCUUCCCCUGAUUACUGCUACAUUGUCAUAACAGCUGCUUUUGGCAGCCACUAGGUGGAGCUCUCUGCAUACAGACUGAUACAGCUCCCAUUGAGAUAAGUACUAGCUGCACAAAUCCAUAUGCUGUGAGCUCCCUCUAGUGGUGGCUGCACAAAUCCAUAUGCUGUGAGCUCCCUCUAGUGGUGGCUGCACAAAUCCAUAUGCUGUGAGCUCCCUCUAGUGGU